Messenger RNA from Rhodofomes roseus, 1128 nucleotides. RefSeq lists its product as uncharacterized. NCBI's taxonomy places the organism in Eukaryota, Fungi, Basidiomycota, Agaricomycetes, Polyporales, Fomitopsidaceae. Gene Ontology annotation, molecular function: RNA polymerase II cis-regulatory region sequence-specific DNA binding; DNA-binding transcription factor activity, RNA polymerase II-specific. Bases 1 to 1128 code for a protein of 375 amino acids. Gene Ontology annotation, biological process: anatomical structure morphogenesis; cell differentiation; regulation of DNA-templated transcription. The transcript has a single exon. The record is from RefSeq and is a predicted model, not a curated record.
AUGCCAAGCCACACCCAACCAGCUAAUCCUCCGCGCCCGCCGAACCCCUUCAUCUGCUUCCGCUCAGACCGCUUCCAGGACUAUCAGCGAGAGACAAAGGCUGCGGGGCGGACGGCGCCGCUUCACCAGCAAGAGCUCUCGAAGCGUGUCGCGCGCGAGUGGCACGAGCUCGAUGCCGCAGGGAGGGCGUAUUACGAGCGCGUCGCGGAGGAGAGGAAAGAGGAGCAUAAGAGGUUGUAUCCUGGGUACAAGUACCAGCCAAAGAAGAGGGAGGAAGUACAGGACGAGGUCAGGACGAGGGCGCGGACGAAUUCGACUCCGACCUUGAGAGCUCCCCCCAGCGUUGGCAAGGACCUGCAGGAGAAGUUGAACAGGAGCAGGUUCCGGCAUGCCCCGCCGAUCGAGCCAAACUUCACCACUCUACCAUCGACCGCCUUCCCCGCGCCUUACAGCCCAUUCGCCAACCCUUCGGCAGCCACAUCCCAGCCGUCUCCAUCGCACGCGUCAACCGCGAAAUAUGUUCCCGUCCCCGUGUCGACCUUCCGCCGGCUCGUUAACACGCAACAGCCCCCUUCGCGCACGGUGAACCCCACGGUGCUCCGCUCGCCGCACCUCCUUGCGUACUCGUCCAUGGCAGAGCUCCAGGAAGCCGUUGCCUUUGCGGAGGGUCGGAAGCCACACCCCGGUGCGGGGUUUUCCGAGCACGCAACAGGGACCGAGGUGCAGUACGUACCGGUGCCCGUACGGUCAAGGCCGAGCACGCGGAGCGCGACGGCGGUGGGCCUCGUAGCGUACCCGUCGAUGAGGGCGCUGCAGGCCGAGUUCGCGGUCGCUGACGAAUCGCCUGCGGCGUUCCUCGAGACGCAAGACCCUGCGAGCGUGAUGGGCUUGAAUGCGGCAGCAGCGGUGGGGACGUCUGCUGGGCACCGGGCACUUGCCGGCGGCGCGUUUAGGUAUCCGACGUCUGACGCGCUCGCGCCCUUCCUCGACGAGGAGACAAGGUGGCGAGUGGAGUACCCGGGGAUGCCACGUUCAGACAGGAUGGAGGUGGACGCCCAUCACUAUGCGUUUGAGGGCGCGUCUCCCAGGGGAUGGGAGAUGGCCUCUGACUUCACGUCUCGGCGUUAG